AUGAUACAGGAGCUAGAUGAACUCUCGCCAAAGACUACCCGUUCCACAAAGACCACUCGUUCCACAAAGACCACUCGUUCCACACAGCCAGCACCUGCUCCGCAACUGCCCGGUGAUGUGAUUAAUUCAAAGAGGUACUUGGCAUUUAUGAGUUUCAAAGUGAGCGAGAUGAAGGCCUUUGCUCAAGGCAAGAUCUUGUCCUUUCGAAAAGUGAUGAACUCAAAGCUCAAUUAUGCUACAGACUAUAUCUGA
This is a messenger RNA of Acytostelium subglobosum LB1, 252 nucleotides long. RefSeq lists its product as hypothetical. Bases 1 to 252 code for a protein of 83 amino acids. NCBI's taxonomy places the organism in Eukaryota, Evosea, Eumycetozoa, Acytosteliales, Acytosteliaceae. The record is from RefSeq and is a predicted model, not a curated record. The transcript has a single exon.